Cornus florida is the source of this 3054-nucleotide messenger RNA. RefSeq lists its product as uncharacterized. Gene Ontology annotation, molecular function: lipid binding. Lineage: Eukaryota; Viridiplantae; Streptophyta; Magnoliopsida; Cornales; Cornaceae. Bases 368 to 2845 code for a protein of 825 amino acids. The record is from RefSeq and is a predicted model, not a curated record. The transcript has 14 exons.
AACUUUCUGGGCAUUUUCCGAAUUACCGCUGACUUAGAUUUUUCGUCUCUCUCUCUCCGUCUGUCAUUGCAGAGAAAGGAUGGAGAACUGGUCUCUCAAAAUUCCAUCAGCUCUUCUUGCAGGAAAAUAAAAGAUCAUUAUCUGUUUGUUUACAAGGAAAGCAAAAAAGGGGUAAUUUGCGUUGCCCCAGAAAUUUAUUUCCUCGUUUUCAGGGAAAUUGAGUUCUGGGUGUUAUUUAUUUAUGAUUUCUAAACUGAGGAUUGCUUGUUCUUUUUCUUCUGAUGACCGUUUGAAGCCAUGAUUGGGAAAUUUUAGUUGGUGCUUGGAAAGUGAAGUCCGUGAGUGUUUCACUUGAAUUUUUAUUCAAAUGGGUGGAAGAAAGAAAAGAAAUUUUAACGUGAAUGAUGCUAUAGAUUUUCUGAACCACUUAAUGGAGGAAAAACCUCGUCUUUCUUUUGUAAUUCCCUUGAUAUUAGUUUUUUGGGUUGUUGAGAAAUGGGUUUUUUCUCUCUCCAAUUGGGUUCCACUUGCCGUUGCCGUCUGGGCAACUAUACAGUAUGGUGGUUACCAACGGCAAAUCAUUGUAGAAGACUUGAAUAAAAAAUGGAAGCAAGUCAUACUACACACAUCGCCAACAACACCAUUGGAGCACUGUGAGUGGCUGAACAAGCUACUAAUGGAAGUUUGGUCCAACUACUUUAACCCAAAGCUUUCUAUAAGGUUUUCAUCUCUUGUUGAGAAUCGGUUAAAGCAUCGGAAGUCAAGGCUUAUUGAAAGAAUUGAAUUGCAAGAAUUUUCAUUAGGUUCAUGCCCCCCUAGCUUUGGGCUUCAUGGGACUCGAUGGUCAACUUCAGGUGAUCAGAAAAUCAUGCGCUUGGGGUUUGACUGGGACAGCACUGACAUGAGUAUCAUGUUGCUCGCUAAGGUGGCAAAGCCAUUCACGGGAACUGCUCGGAUAGUCGUAAACAGCAUUCAUAUGAAGGGUGAUCUUCUCUUGAUGCCAGUUCUGGAUGGAAAAGCAAUUUUGUACUCUUUUGUUUCAACUCCUGAUGUGAGAAUAGGUGUUGCAUUUGGCAGUGGUGGAAGCCAAUCUUUACCAGCAACAGAACUGCCAGGUGUUAAUUCUUGGCUGGUCAAACUUAUUACCGACACUUUAGUCAAAACAAUGGUUGAACCUCGCCGUCGCUGUUUCUAUUUGCCAUCAGUAGACUUGAGGAAAAAGGCUGUUGGUGGCAUACUUUCUGUGACAGUCAAUUCAGCAAGCAAACUUUCUAGGAGUGACUUGAAAGGAAACUCUAGCAGGAGGCAGCAGAGCUCUGUUAUAGAUGGUAGUUCAGACGAGCACCUUGAUAACAAAGAUAUACAGACAUUUGUGGAGGUUGAACUUGAAGAGUUAACCAGGAGAACAGAUGUGAGACCAGGAUCAAGUCCUAGAUGGAAUUCAACGUUCAAUAUGGUUUUACAUGAUGAUACAGGAAUUCUUCGUUUCCAUCUUUUUGAAUGCACCCCAAGCAGUGUGAAGUUUGACUAUCUAACUAGCUGUGAGAUUAAGGUCAAAUAUGAUGCAGAUGACUCCACAGUAUUUUGGGCGAUAGGACCCAAAUCCAGUGUGAUAGCCAAGCAUUCUGAGUUUUGUGGGAAGGAAGUCGAAAUGGUUGUUCCAUUUGAGGGAAGUCAGUCUGCAGAGUUGACAGUGAAACUGGUUUUAAAAGAAUGGCAGUUUUCUGAUGGUUCACAUAGCAUAAACAGUUUCCAGCUCAGCUCCCGUCAAUCACUUAAUGGUUCAUCAAAUUUUCCGUCUAGAACUGGAAGAAAAAUUUAUGUAACUGUUGUUGAAGGAAAAGACCUUGUUGCAAAAGACAAAUUUGGGAAGUGUGAUCCUUAUGUUAAGCUACAGUACGGGAAGGCUGUCCAGAGAACAAAGGCUGUCCCACAUGCUUCUAAUCCUAUUUGGAAUCAUAGGUUUGAAUUUGACGAGAUAGGAGGUGGUGAAUAUCUUAAGAUUAAAUGCUACAGUGAAGAAACAUUUGGAGACGACAACAUUGGUAGCGCACGGGUAAAUUUGGAAGGACUCAUAGAAGGGUCACCUAGGGAUGUAUGGGUCCCUCUUGAAAAAGUGAAUUCAGGAGAACUGCGGCUUCAGAUAGAAGCUUUGAGAAUUGAUGACUAUGAAGGAUCCAGGGGUUCAAAUAUAGGUUUUGGCAAUGGUUGGAUUGAACUUGUUCUUAUUGAAGCAAAAGACCUUGUUGCUGCUGAUCUAAGAGGAACAAGUGAUCCAUUUGUGAGGGUUCAGUAUGGAAACAUGAAGAGAAGAACAAAGAUUAUGUUUAAAACUCUGAAUCCGCAAUGGAACCAGACCUUAGAAUUCCCUGAUGAUGGCAGUCCCCUGGAGUUGCAUGUGAAAGACCAUAAUGCUUUGCUGCCUGAAUCAAACAUAGGUGAUUGUGUCGUAGAAUAUCAGAGGUUGCCUCCAAACCAGAUGUCUGACAAGUGGAUACCCCUUCAAGGAGUAAGAAGAGGAGAAAUCCAUGUUCAGGUUACAAGAAAAGUUCCAGAACUACAGAAGAGACCAAGUUCAUCCUCUGAACCAUCCUCAACCAAAUCACACCAGAUUUCUAGCCAGAUGAAACAAAUGAUGAUCAAGUUUCACUCUCUCAUCGAGGAUGGGAAUCUUGAAGCACUGGAAACAUCUGCAAUGGAGCUGGAAAGCCUCCACGAAAUGCAAGAAGAGUACGUGGUGCAGCUUGAGACAGAGCAGAUGCUUCUACUCAACAAGAUAAGUGAGAUUGGUCAGGAAAUCCUAAACCCAUCACCUUCCCUUAGCAGAAAAUCAUCCACUAAUUGAACCCUUGAUACCAAUUUCAUCUAUCGAAAAUAGUUGUAUUUCCACUAUAUCCAUUACUAGUAGCAAACAAAUAACGCUUCAAGAUCAAGAAGGAUUUCAUUGUUUGCGAGUGUCAUGCUAUGUGAAUGUAUUUUGUAUAUGAAUGAAUAUUUACCAGCUUUUUAGCUAUGAAAAAAGAAAUGAAAUGAAUGAAAUGCCCUUAAAUAUUU